AAAUAUAAUAUUUAAAUAAAUGAAUAUGAUCAGAGGAUUCAGAAUGCUGACAAUGAGACCCCUCUUUACAUUUGCUGCAGAUAAGACACCAGCAACUACAUAAGGCAAAUAAUAAUAAGCCAAACCAAUACAAGUUUAUAAAGAUGGACAAUUAAUCACUAAGAAUUACUUACAAUUAAAGAAGUCUUAAGAUAUUGAGGGAUAUGUUCUUACCUUGGUUAAAAAUUAUUAUAGAACAACUAAUAAAGUAAGUCUUUUUAUAUAUCAUGGCAGUCAGCACUUACUUUGGACUCUGAAUUAGAACAACAUGGUUUAGAUAGUUUAGAUUCUAUUGAAUUAUCAAUGCAAGUAUACUAUAUUUACUAUUUUAGAUUGAAGAAGAUUUAGGCUAUGUUAUUUCAGCUGAAACUUUACCAGUCUUGAAUAAAGUCAGACAUUAUGUUAAUUAUAUUAAGUAGGUUGAAUAAUAUAAGGUAGAAAAUAAUGCUGUCCCAUUAGCAUGAUUUACAUAUAUCAAAUGCAUAUUAAUAAUAUAAUAAGAAUUCC
This is a messenger RNA of Paramecium sonneborni, 546 nucleotides long. NCBI's taxonomy places the organism in Eukaryota, Ciliophora, Oligohymenophorea, Peniculida, Parameciidae. The record is from the annotation of a GenBank genome assembly.